UCGGAGUGGGCAGUGGGCUGCUUCUGCGCGUGUCGGCGGGUGCGGCUUUUCAGACUGUGGUGCAGCGUUCGAACCUCAUGGCGGAGAUAAUCCAGGAACGCAUAGAGGACCGGCUCCCGGAAUUGGAGCAGCUGGAGCGCAUCGGACUGUUCAGCCGCGCGGAGAUCAAAGCUAUCAUUAAGAAGGCUUCGGAUCUAGAAUACAGGAUACAGCGAAGAGCCCUUUUAAAGGAAGAUUUUAUCAAUUAUGUUCAGUAUGAAAUUAAUCUUUUGGAACUGAUUCAAAGAAGAAGAACACGCAUCAGGUACUCAUUUAAGAAGGAUGAGAUUGAGAACUCCAUUGUGCAGCGCGUGCAAGGUGUUUUCCGGCGUGCUUCAGCAAAGUGGAAGGAUGAUGUUCAACUGUGGCUGUCCUAUGUAGUCUUUUGUAAGAAGUGGACUGCCAAAUUUCAACUUAGCAAGGUCUUCUCUGCCAUGUUGGCCAUUCAUUCAAACAAGCCAGCUUUGUGGAUUAUGGCAGCCAAAUGGGAAAUGGAAGAUCGCUUGUCUUCAGAGAGUGCAAGACAGCUGUUUCUUCGCGCCCUGCGCUUUCACCCGGAGUGCCCCAAACUUUAUCAGGAAUACUUUAGGAUGGAGCUCAUGCAUGCUGAGAAACUGAGGAAAGAAAAACAAGAAUUUGAAAAAGCCAAGAUGGAAGUGGAGAAUCUUGAUUAUUCUGAAGAAAUCUUGAGUGGUGAAUUGGCACGGAUCGUCUACAAAAACUCUGUGAGCAUAAUUAAAGGCGCAGAAUUUCAUGUGUCACUGCUUUCAAUUGCACAGCUGUUUGACUUUGCCAAAGAUUUGCAGAAAGAAAUUUAUGAUGACCUUCAGGUGCAACACACAGAUGACCCUCUCACCUGGGAUUAUGUGGCCCGGCGAGAAUUGAAGAUGGAGUCUCAGCCAGGAGAGCAGCCGGCGACGAAACAAGCCAGAGCGGUGGAGCUGGACCGCAAGGAGGAGAGGUGCUGUGCUGUGUAUGAAGAGGCAGUGAAGACGCUGCCCACAGAGGCCAUGUGGAAGUGUUACAUCAAGUUUUGCUUGGAGAGAUUUACAAAGAAAACCAGCAGUGACUCUCUCCGAGGGAAGAGGCUGACAAGGACCAUGAUGGCAUUCAAAAAGGCACAUGAACUCAAGCUUCUGCCAGAAGUCCAAUACAAGCAGUGGGCGGAGCUGCUGCUGCAGCAGGACUUCUUUAAAGAAGCUCUGGAGGUGGCUGUGGCCGGGACAACAUUGUUUAGAGACUCCGUGACAAUGUGGCAUAUGAAGCUGCAGGUGUUGAUUAAAUCAAAGAGCACCGACGUCGCCAGGCUGUUUGAAGAAGCCUUUGUGCACUUGAAGCCUCAGGUGUGCUUGCCACUGUGGCUCUCUUGGGCGGAGUGGAGUGAAGACACUCAAAGCCAGGAGGACACUGAAGCCAUCUAUAAGAAAGCUCUCCGAGCUGUCACGGGGGCUGACUCAGUAACCCUAAAGGAAAAGUACCUCCAUUGGGCCUAUCGAAGCGGUGACUGCAAAAAGGCCAGAGCCGUCUUUAGAAGUUUACAGGAAAACCGGCCAUUUUCAGUUGAUUUUUUUAGGAAGAUGAUCCAGUUUGAGAAGGAACAAGAAUCCUCUAAGAUGGUGAAUUUAAGAGAAUAUUAUGAGCGAGCUUUACGAGAGUUUGGAUCGGCCGAUUCUGAUCUUUGGAUGGAUUACAUCAAAGAGGAACUGCACCACCCUCUUGGUAGACCGGAGAACUGCGGACAGAUCUAUUGGCGAGCCAUGAAGAUGCUGCAGGGAGAGGCAGCCGAGAAGUUCGUAACUAAACAUGCCAUGCAUCAGGCUGGCCAGCUGUGAGAAAAGGAAGAACACAGCCACCUUUUUGAAAAAGUAUUGCAAGUCCCCUGGGCAAACUUUCCGUUUGUAAUUUGCUUUGAGACGGCUGACAAGACAGCCGUCUGAUUUUGAGACACGCUUUAAUUUUCUAAUGUAUUGCUCUGUAAUUCCAGAAAGAAGAACUAUUGUUUCGUAGCAAAAAGCUACUUGUUGAGGUUGGACCUGCUUUAAGUCCUACAUGUUUUCCAAAACAUAUGGAAACAUAAUAACUGAGUUUAAUUUAAUUAUAACCUCUCCUGGCCUCAGGUCAGUUAAAAUGGAGGAGAAAGUAGAGUUCUAUUUAUUUUCUCCGGGACCUAGUAUGUACCUGUAGAAAACAUGGGAGAAAGAGACCAGUGUGGAGAAGAAAAUAAACAUGUCCUAUGUAUAGCACUUGGA
Messenger RNA from Echinops telfairi (small Madagascar hedgehog), 2288 nucleotides. RefSeq names its product UTP6 small subunit processome component (gene UTP6). Gene Ontology annotation, cellular component: Pwp2p-containing subcomplex of 90S preribosome; small-subunit processome. Gene Ontology annotation, biological process: maturation of SSU-rRNA from tricistronic rRNA transcript (SSU-rRNA, 5.8S rRNA, LSU-rRNA). The coding region runs from base 78 to 1871 and encodes 597 amino acids. Gene Ontology annotation, molecular function: snoRNA binding; protein binding. NCBI's taxonomy places the organism in Eukaryota, Metazoa, Chordata, Mammalia, Afrosoricida, Tenrecidae. The record is from RefSeq and is a predicted model, not a curated record. The transcript is spliced from 19 exons.